AUGCUUGACCCACAAGCGGCUGACCUUGUCGACGCUGUCGCGCGGCUGUGCGUGCUGCGCACGGAGGACUACACGCUUCUCCGAACCGUAUACACGCGUGCACGGGAGUGCGGGCAUCUGCAGCAACAGCAAGGAUCAACAUCGAAUCCGAUGUAUUCUACAUCUGCAUCAGCAGGUGACGCCCCCGACACAAAGGAGUGCGCGGACGGCGCCAGCGGAGCCGGCAACGAGGCGUACAUCCGUUACCUGACUGAGGAGGUGCGCGUGCGUGAGCAGCGUCGAGUGACCGAAGAGGGACAGUGGCUGGAGGCAGUGCGGCAGUGGGGAGCUCACUUUCAGGCGAGGCAGGUGGUUUCUCAUCAGGACAAAGCAUUCAACGCGGCGCCGGACGGGUCGGCCUCCCUGGCAGUGCCAGCCAUUCGGUGGUUUUGGGAGCAGGGGAGCGAGGACGCCUUCCAGCGCGUAUACGCAGCGGUGCUUCAGCAGGCCUACGAGCUUGACCGCACAGACUUGGUGAAUACCCCCUUCGCGCAUAUAGACAACUCCAAGUGCUUGUACGAUCACAGGGAGGCUGCGGCUGCGGCCGCCACUUCCGUCCCCGUGUCCUCUUCCCAGGUUGAAUGCGUGCACGCGUUGUUUUUCUCGUCCUCACGAGCUGCUGAGCCGUCCAGCCCGCCGUCACGCAUCUUGGAGGAGAUGCACCCGAUCGAAGUUGAUGGCGCGUCUGCGGUGAACGAGGGGAGACGGUCUCGUCUGCAAGCGAGCCGCCACGUCUGGCUCGUGCUCUUCUUUUUGUGGUGCCACAUCGUGGCUGCCAGCAUCACAACUUCGGCAGGCGCUGCUGCGGCAGCGCGUGGGGUGGGAGCGCACCCUCCGCUUUAUGCAUCUGCGCUCCUUGGCCCUGCCAGACACUUUCUCACGAGCCAGUCGCAGCAGCUGCAGUCGCAGCUGAGGAGGCUGGGAACGACGACGUAUAUGUAG
Messenger RNA from Leishmania mexicana MHOM/GT/2001/U1103, 981 nucleotides. RefSeq lists its product as hypothetical. The coding region runs from base 1 to 981 and encodes 326 amino acids. The transcript has a single exon. The record is from RefSeq and is a predicted model, not a curated record. NCBI's taxonomy places the organism in Eukaryota, Euglenozoa, Kinetoplastea, Trypanosomatida, Trypanosomatidae.